This is a messenger RNA of Cicer arietinum (chickpea), 1806 nucleotides long. The record is from RefSeq and is a predicted model, not a curated record. Lineage: Eukaryota; Viridiplantae; Streptophyta; Magnoliopsida; Fabales; Fabaceae.
AUGGCGUUGUUAAGAAGUCUAGCAGCAAACAGAAAAAGAAUAAGAACUGGUGUUGCUACUACUGAUUUUUAUCUACCUGAUGAAAUUUGGGAGACUAUCUUCAAUUUUCUCAAAAACGACAAUCGCUGUUUAGAAUCUCUCUCCCUCGUCUCCAAGAAUUUCCUCUCUAUGACCAACCCUCUCAAAUCCUCUCUCACUAUCUGUUAUCCAACCCGUCCUUCUCUCCGUGUUCUCUUCUCUGCCAAAUCUCUAACUUCCCAUUCAAGACACUCACAUCACUCAAUCUCUCCAACCAAUCCAAAAUUCCCUGAUCCCAUACUUUGCGGCCCCAAUUGCUUCUACGAUACAGAUAAACUACAACCUCUUUCAUCGGCCUUUUCAAAACUCCGCAAACUUAAUAUCUCUCAUCAUCACUACAUCGACGACAAAAUUAUUUUCCACUUGUUCAAAAACUGUAAGUUUCUCGAGGAAGCAACAAUGUUUAACUGUUCUAACAUAACUGAUGCUGGUAUUGUUUCUGCUCUCCUCCAGAGACCAACAUUGAAGUCUCUGUCCUUUACAAAUAUUGCUCGAAUGGGUAAACAAUUUGCAACUUUUGUUACUUCACAUUUCAUUGAUUCGUUGGUGACUUUGAAGAGCUUGACUUGUCUUGAACUUUCGUUUGUUCGAAUCUCGGAUCAAAUGCUGUCGUCUAUUGCGAUGGAAGGUCUUCCUUUGACGAGACUUGUCCUCCAAUAUUGCCCAGGCUAUAGUUAUGAUGGAAUCUAUCGUUUGAUAUCUAAGUGUCAACAUAUCCAACAUUUGGCUCUUCGACAUAUUGAGGGAUGGAAAGAUUACUUUUUGAAUGAUGAACGUGUUCUCCAGUUGUCUUUGUUUCUUGGUGAUUUGGUAUCGGUUGACUUCACUCAAUUUUGGAAGCUCACAGAAUUAUCCUUGCUUGCACUCGUUAGGAACUGUCCUUCACUUAUUGAGAUCACAAUGCAAGAGACAUGUAUUGGAAAGAAUUGUAAUUAUUUGAUGAUAGACUGUGUUGUAAGCCAUCGAUUAAAGUCUCUCCAUUUGGCUCUCAAUCCAUGGUUAAGAGAUGAAAGCAUUACAAUGCUUGCUUCCUUUUUCCCCAAUUUGCAGCUGCUUGAUUUGAGCCACUGCGAUGGCAUAUCUGAACAAGGUAUUGGUCAAGUUUUAAGGAGAUUUUCGAAGAUUAGGCAAUUGAAAUUAGCCUACUGUUCAGGAGUGAACCGACUUGUUGGUAUGAACUUUGAAGUUCCCCAACUCCAGGUGUUGAACUUGUCACAUGCAAGUGUUAAUGAUGAAACACUUUAUGACAUCUCGAAGUGUUGUAGUGGGUUGUUGCAACUAUUAGUGGAAAAUUGCCGUGAGGUCACAGAGAAGGGAGUGAAGCAUGUGGUAGAAAAUUGCACCAAACUGAGAGAGAUCAAUUUGAAGAGUUGUAAUAAAGUGCAUGCUAAUGCUGAUGAUGUUGCCUCAAUUGUAAUAUCAAGGCCAUCACUAAGAAAGAUAACAACUCCGUCUGGUUUUCGUAUCCCUGACAAAACUAUUCAUGGAUGUCUUAUUUGCUAUUAUGGAGUAGUUUUAUUGGAGAGUGUAGACAUUGUAGAAGGAAGAUUAGAUCCAAGUGUAGGAAUCUGCAAACAUGCUAUAGAAGGGUUGAUUUUAGUUUGUAGUGCUAAGCUUCCUAAGGACAGACCAACCAUGAAAGAUGUUAUAAUGAUGCUUGGAGAGGCAAAGCCUAGAAGAAAGAGCAGGGGAAACAAUGAACCAUCACCAGUUAGUGGUCUUGUGUAG